AUGUCGACGCCCCGCAAGAACGAUUUCUCGCUGGCGCGUCAAAACAACCAUCUUCAUCAAUCUCCCUUCGGACACGCCCGCGAAUCCAAUUACGACUUCGAUCUAGACGCCUUCCCGUCCAGACAGAAUGGGACGCGUUCUCGACACACCUUUCGUACCGGUACUCUAGCUGGCGCAUACCGAGCUGCUUCGCAUGCAAGCAUGUCCGAUGAUGGCGCGCCUCUAGGCUCGACUCCCAGUCCUCGACGUACGCGUGAGCCGUUUGUUCAACGCUCCCCGUUAUCUGAGACCUCGAACACACCUGAGGAACACGCGGAUGUCUAUCGAAGGACAGACGAGGAUGGAACGAUAGCCGAUCAUGUCGCGUAUGACGAUUGGGAUGCUGCUCCCGCAGUGCGUCCGAGGAGUCGCCCUAACCGGAGAGAUGGAAGCCGAAAUAGAGAUUCAGGGUCGCUUGAUGGAUACUCAUACUCAGACGCAGGUCUGGGUCUAGUAGAUGGAACUGGAGAAUAUCCACCGCGUUCUGCGAGGAGAACCACCGAUUACAGCAGGGACGAGCAGCGACUACGACGUGUGACAGGCAAGGAAUCUCCAAUCUUCAGCAAAGCAAAGGGUGGACGGGCAGCUCUCACAGCGGAUAAUUUGCAGCGACGGGAGGAACAGGUCGAGCAGGACCAGUUUGUGUCCGAGGGUGAUGGCGAGCGUGGUCCGUCUUUGAAUCUCCCACGUACCUGGGGCAGUCGCGCGGCGCGGCGGCAUGACUGGACCAGGAACGUCAGCGGAAGCAGUGCUUCAGAAACACAGGAGAAAGCCGAGGAGAAAGAGAACCGAGAUCGCGCUGGUUACUCGAGGUCAAAAGUAGAAGAGACCGCCGCACUUAGAUCCACGUCCAUUGAUCCACCUGCUUCAAGGACAACCCUGAGGAAUCGAAGUGCCUUGGAGGAGCGCAACAUCAAUCUCCAUGCCGAUGAAGAGACCAAGAAUGAACAGACUGCAGCAUCGAACGAUGGUGCCCCGAUUCCCAACACACCUAUCGUGGUUUUCAAAAAGUCCGCAUUCACCAAAUCAAACACCACAAAGCGAGAUUCACAAGAAUUGUUGCGUAGGCUCUCCAGGACUGAGAGCCCCAAAUUAGAAUCGAUCCAGACACCAGAGCCCCCAAAACUCUUUGAAAGGAAAAUCUACGACAAGACACCCAGAGUAACUGGAGCAUGGAUUGAUACUCCUAUGACUGAGCGGGUGGCUCAAAUACCGAGUGACCUAACUAAAGAUAUCAUUCCUCUGCCGGCAUCAAAAGAGCCCGACGCCUCGAUCCAGCAGACGCAACCGCCUGCGAAACCGCCUAGGGAUGUUCAGCCUAAGAUUGAAGAACCAAAAACAGAACAGGAGACAGUCUCCGAUGCUCAACCAAUCAAAAGAUCAAGACCGCCAGUAAUUCGACCCAAGCUACCAAAGAGUGGCCUCGAAACAGUCAUGGAAGAUGUGAAGUCCGGCAAAGAAGACCUGGACUUAAGUGACGAUACCAUUGAGUACCUUCACGCUAUAAUGGAUGAUCAGACUGAUCUCACCGAGGCGGAGGAAGAAGCCGCAAAAGAGCAAGAAAUAGUCGAAGGUCUCGAACAAGGCGAUACGAACAGCUUUCCUUCCGUGGACAUGGACAGAUUGCAUGAUAAGCUGUCCUCCUUGGCAAGGAAUAUCAAAGAAGUGAAAAGGGGUCUCAACAGUCUGGAGCAGCAUGUUGUUCGAGACAACGAGCUUACCUCACGGCCAAGCUCUCCGAAGGAUGGCCUUCAAACAGUGCACCCAGGUGGUAACCAAAUUAUACCCUCUGAUGGUCGCGUCUACGCCGCCAUCCCACUUCCCCGUUUAUGGAAGCAAAACCACUUAACUGGGCGUCGCCAACUCACCAUGCUCGGCUGGGUCACCUUCGUGUCACUGAUUUGGUAUAUCAUCGAAUGCUCCAUGUGUGAGGCAUACUCCCACCCUAUCUUCUCCGACACCUGCAACGGCUACUGCCUCCAACCCGAUGCACCCGUGUUUCCCUUCGUGACAGUGGCAAUGCUCUGGCGAUGGUCCCACUUGUCAACAUUGCUUGGCCCGCUCAUCACCAUCGGCGUGGCUUUAUUCCGUCUUGUUGCGCAGCUUAUGGGCCUACGGGAUGGUUAUGUGGAUGAGCCUCAGCUCGGCUUAGGCAAACUCAUAGGAGAGAUUCGCAUCAACGGCACCUCUGUCUCAUUCCCCUGGUUGUCGCCGCCCGGUGCAAAGAACAUUGCUCCUGCGCCUCCAUCACUUCCACCUCAGGAGCCACGGGCACCCGUGUGGGCACCACGCAAUGAAGUUCCCGCUAAGUGGGAAGAGGAUCAGCCGUCGAUGGAUGAUGAUGAGUUUCUUUAA
Penicillium atrosanguineum is the source of this 2394-nucleotide messenger RNA. RefSeq lists its product as uncharacterized. The record is from RefSeq and is a predicted model, not a curated record. NCBI's taxonomy places the organism in Eukaryota, Fungi, Ascomycota, Eurotiomycetes, Eurotiales, Aspergillaceae. The coding region runs from base 1 to 2394 and encodes 797 amino acids. The transcript has a single exon.